Neoarius graeffei (lesser salmon catfish) is the source of this 722-nucleotide messenger RNA. It is a transcript of the gene aig1, whose product is annotated as androgen-induced 1 (H. sapiens). Lineage: Eukaryota; Metazoa; Chordata; Actinopteri; Siluriformes; Ariidae. Gene Ontology annotation, cellular component: membrane; endomembrane system. The record is from RefSeq and is a predicted model, not a curated record. The coding region runs from base 1 to 714 and encodes 237 amino acids. The transcript is spliced from 6 exons.
AUGGCUCUCAUUCCUUCCCAGAUCCUCAGAGUAGCUAUCCUCCUGUCGUAUUUCUCCAUCAUCUGCAAUUACAAAGCCAUAGACAUGCCCGCGCAUCAGACAUACGGAGGUAGCUGGAAGUUUCUGACGUUCAUAGAUUUGGUCAUCCAGGCUGUGUUUUUCGGAGUGUGUGUCCUGACAGACCUUUCUAGCCUCUUGAUGAAGGGCACAGCCAGUGUUGAACAAGAGAGGCAACUCCGGAAGCUAAUUGGUCUACGGGACUGGAUGAUGGCUGUGCUAGCCUUCCCUGUAGGAGUAUUUGUGGUGACCAUGUUCUGGAGCCUGUACCUCUAUGACAGAGAUUUGGUAUACCCAAGACUCCUAGAUAACUUCAUACCUCAGUGGCUAAACCAUGGAAUGCAUACAACGGUGCUUCCUUUCAUCAUCAUUGAGAUGAGAACCACACAUCAUCUCUAUCCCAGCAGGGUGUGUGGACUCUUGGCUGUGUGCAGCUUCUGUGUGGGAUAUGUUCUUUGGAUGUGUUGGGUGUAUAAUGUGACGGGAGUUUGGGUGUACCCACUGUUAGAGCACAUUGACACAGUGGCCAGAGCUGCCUUCUUCAUCUGCCUCACAGCACUCACCAGCCUGUACUACAUCAUGGGGGAGAUUCUUAACAGUUAUAUCUGGGAUUCCUCAAGGAGUGCUUCAGAGUCAAAUAAGGAUAAAAGUGACUGAAUCCAGCA